Messenger RNA from Aplosporella prunicola CBS 121167, 1478 nucleotides. RefSeq lists its product as uncharacterized. The coding region runs from base 116 to 1138 and encodes 340 amino acids. Gene Ontology annotation, molecular function: hydrolase activity. The record is from RefSeq and is a predicted model, not a curated record. The transcript has 3 exons. Lineage: Eukaryota; Fungi; Ascomycota; Dothideomycetes; Botryosphaeriales; Aplosporellaceae.
CAGAGCAUAACAUCAUCAUCCGUCUGCUCCGUGAACAUGGCUUCACUGCUAACAACUCUCCUUCGACCUCCUCUGCUACCACCACCACCACCACCACCACCACGUCGUCACCAACAUGGCCACCGAAGACUGGACCAGUCUGGCAAAGGUCGACCCGGAGCUAGAGCCGCUUCUCCCACUGCUGCCUCCAACGUCGGCGCUUGUUGGGGACAUCGCAACCCUCCGCGCUGAGCUUACGGAGAGAAAGAAGGCUAUGAAUGCCGUCUUGGCUCCGGACAGCACUGGCCUUGACAUCUCCGAAACCACCAUCACAGCGUGUGAUGACUACCAGAUACCCGCCAGAAUCUACAAACCAAUCGACCCUCCAAGUCGUGGCAGCCCACUGGUCGUUUACCUUCAUGGCGGUGGCUUCUGUUUGGGUGGUCUGGAGAAUGAGGAUCUCACCUGCCGCACUUUCGCCAAGAACCUGGGCUGUACGGUGCUCAACAUUGCUUACCGCCUUGCGCUUGAACAUCCCUUCCCGGCCGGUAUCAAUGACGCAUGGAGGUCUGUGAAAUGGGCUGCUGCCAAUGCCUCUGAGCUCGGAGCAAAUCCCUCCCAAGGUUUUGUUGUAGGUGGUACUUCGGCUGGUGGAAACAUGGCUGCUGUCAUUGGCACACUUGCUCGAGACAGUAAGCUAUCUCCUCCGCUUACCGAUCUUUGCCUGUUGAUUCCUACCGUGACAAACAUGCACGACCCACCUACCAAGUACAAAGACGACCUGAAAUCUUUCGAGCAAAAUCAAGACGCUCCGCUUUUGAACCAACAGUCAAUGCAUUUAAUGAUGGCCGUCCUUAAGCCUGACUGGUCUUCCCCGCUGUUUAACCUAUACAGCGUGGUAAACCCAGUCAGUCGCAAUGGUCUGCCACCAACUUAUAUCCAAGUAUGCGGGCUGGAUCCGCUCCGGGAUGAGGGCCUCAUGUUAGAGAAAGAGUUGAGAACUGAAUGUAAGACUCCUACGAAGCUGCAAGUAUAUCCGGGCUUGCCACACAGCUUCUGGAGCUUUUUCCCACAACUCGAGGCAAGUAAGAAGUGGAAAAUUGAUACCAUGGAAGGUAUGAAGUGGCUGCUUAAAGUUGGGGACAAGCAGGGUAAAUAGCGACUUGCUUUAAUCCACCACGUUCGCCUACGAAAUAGCAGGUCCUUGUUCAGUCCUAUGGUUUAAUAAACAAUUCGAGCCCUCGGGUCCUCGUUUGCGCUUGUUCCUCUCUUCUACGUCUUAGCCAGUCUUUUCAGAGCCUGUAUCAGCAUGCCGCAAAAGCUCUCAAAAAUUACCUGGUCUAGCCCUUGGACCCAUCUUAUCAUAACUGCAUCAGUCUUGAUACUGACCAUAAAACCAAGUGCCACAUCAUUACUCCUGGUGUCAUUUUUGGCUGUCACAUGCUCGAGCUGCUCUUCGGUUUCUUCCCGCUUCCUUUUCCUUCGGGCAGAUCGUGACC